Phasianus colchicus (ring-necked pheasant) is the source of this 5465-nucleotide messenger RNA. NCBI's taxonomy places the organism in Eukaryota, Metazoa, Chordata, Aves, Galliformes, Phasianidae. The record is from RefSeq and is a predicted model, not a curated record.
CGUCUGACGUACUUCUCACAGUGCCAACCUGCACCUCUUAGCUAUUAUCUGAGAGUCUUCCAGUUUUUGGCCAGGCUUCUAGCUUCCUUUCAGUCUUUAUUAGCUCCAAGUUUUCAGUGUCCUACUCAGCAAUUUCAGUACAUGUCAUCUUAGAUUUCUCCUUGUAAGCCGAAUUACCAAGUUAAUGAUGAGCAUGUCUCUCAAUAAUACCUCUCAGUGCUCACUGCGUGCCCCCUGACCUCUGCAUAUCUGUGAUUGCUAUCAAGUUUAAAUGAAACAAACAUUAGCUGAAGUACAUCAAAAUGUGUUUUUAGAGCAGGAUGUGUCUCUAUUUCAUAAUGAUAAUGACUUAACUCUGUCUUAAUUUCAGCUGGGACAGAAUUAUUUUCUUCAGAGUGUCUGGUGUGAUGCUGUCUUUGAGUCUAGGAGAAAACAAUGUUGAUAACACACCAACGUUUAUAAUUGCUGUUAAGCAGUGUUGUAGAGAGCCAAGGCUGUUCUCAGGGAAAGGCCCAAGGAGCUGGAAGGAAACAGAACUAGGACACCUGACUUAAACUGGCCAUAGGGAUACUCCAUACUGUAUGACAUCAUGCAGAAUAAGGGGGUCAGAGUUCAUCUCACUCUUUUCCAUUACUCAGGGUGCUACUUUGGCAUCAGUUAGGGGGUGGUGAGCAAUUGCUUGUGCAUCAUUCAUUAUAUGCAUGUAUAAUGAAUAUAUAUAUAUAUAUCAUAUAUAUGUUUAUAUAUGUAUGUAGUCAUAACUAUUUUCUUAUCCUAGUAAGUAGUUUUAUCUUAACCCACAAGUUCUACCUUUUUUGGUUUUUUGUUUUUUUUUUCUUCUGAUUCUCUCCCACGUCUUUCUGGGAAGGGGGAGACUGAGCAAAUGUCUAUGUGUUGGUUAGCCACCUGCUGGAUUAAAGCACAACAAAUCCCAAACUAGUGACACUUAACAAGCAAGUGUCUUUUUGUUAAUUUAGGCACUUAACUGGUUUGUUAAACUCCCAGCUUCUCAUAUUCCAUAACUUCUUCUAGACCAUUGAGAGAAGAAGCCAUAGUGAGUCAAAGUUGGGAUCCCUCAACUCCAGCAUCUUUUUUCUCAUACAGUUUACUGUUAUAUGCUGCAGAAGAAUUAGCACAAAAUCUCCAAGAUGAGCAUGCAUCUGCCUAAAUAAUAACUUGACUGCUAGGUAGUUGGAGAGGUUACCUGCUGACAACGUAUCCUGUUACAGAGUAGAAUUGCUCUAUCUUUAAAAGCACUUGUUUGAAAGCAGCAGGGAAUGAAAAGAACUUUGGGUCUGCACCUCAGGAAGGUGAACCCAAAUUCUCUAUUCAAGCAACUGCAAAUUCCACAUUCUCAGGAGCAGGGUUGCAGACCUGUGAGUCAGUUUUGAAGGAAGCCCGGUUCAUAAAACAGUAUGUACUUUGUUCUAAUAUGCAGUGCUUCACUUGAGAAAGCGGUAUGAGGUGGAUUAUCACUCCCACAGGAAAUAAAUGACAAAUUUAACAAGGCAGCGAAGCUGUGGUCAUUAUGGCUAACCCACACAGACUGCAGCUGCCCAUCAGAUUGGUGAGUUACGCUGUCAGAACAAGUCAUGGUUCGAAAUCUGAGGGGAGGACAGACCUUGUGUCUGAUGCUUCUCACACCCAGCUUGUGAACCAUCUUGGACUAUGGCCAAAAGAUUGGAGUGGAGACCAAGCAAGCACCUGGAAGAGGUGCAACAAAUUUGUAGCUGAAAAUACAUCAGAAACUGAGGAGCCUCAGCUCUGUGGGCCUCAAGGGAAUGUGCACUAGGAGAACCAAACCAGUAGUUGAGCAAGUUUCACCUUCUGUUAUUCCCAUGGUUCUGCCACGCUGAGCUGCAUUCUCCUUUGACAUUUGGGAGUCCACACCAGCUUUAACUUUCUGUAUUCCUUGUAGCCACAUGCUCUUGGCCCUGAGGCUGUAACAUGCAACGUGCUGCCUCGUGUAUCUACUAAUCAUCAAGUCUAUCAUGAAAAACCAAACAACGUCCUGCUUCACCUUUAAAGAAACGUAGUUCAACGUAGGUCUGACCUGAUUGCUUGCCACUGCACAAAAUGCUGCAUGGAAACUUCUCGUCCUAGAAUAUUUCUGCUUUCCGUUUUGCAAUCAAAUGGAAGAACGCUCCCUUCUCAUCCGGUAGGUUUUCCAAAAUCUCUAGAGGAAAAAGCCAAACUCAGAGCCGUUCUCGGGGCUACUGCCAGAGCCUCAUUUCCCUCAGCUGGCAGCCAAGGCUUGAACGCAGCCGCUUGCGGGGCCUCAUUCAGGUUUUCCUCCACGGCGGCAGCACGCCAGCAGCACCAUACCCGGAUUGCUGCAGCACCCGCGCGCAGCGGACUGUCGCGGCGCUGAGCCCUGCUCCGAUCGGGCGGUGCCAACGGGGGCCGGGGCUUAUUCCCGGGGAGCCCGGGGACAGCGAGAGGCGGGACUUAGGGAAGCGGCUUUCUUCACAGACGCCUCGCUGCGGCCGAGCCGAGGCGCGCUGAUUGGCUUCGGAGUAAGACGGAGCGGUGCUGAUUCGCUGGUCUCGGCGAGACCUUCCUGUGUUUACUUCUGACUGGCUGCCGGCCGUGUGGGCGGGGCCUCAGCCGCUAUAAGUGAGGCUGCAGGUGGCGUGCGGGCGCUUCUGUCGGCGCGGUGCGCGGUGUUUUGUCUGAGUGCCGGCCGGGGGAUGUCUGAACCAGCUCAGCAGCCCGCUCCUGGGGCCCCUGAAGGGGGUGCCCCUGCCGGGGGUCCCCCGGGGCCGCCCCCCAAUCUGAGCAGUAACCGUCGGCUGCAGCAGACGCAGGCCCAGGUGGAGGAGGUGGUUGAUAUUAUGCGAGUAAAUGUUGACAAGGUACUGGAACGAGACCAGAAACUUUCAGAGCUUGAUGACCGGGCAGAUGCGCUUCAGGCUGGUGCCUCAGUAUUUGAAAGUAGUGCAGCAAAACUCAAAAGGAAGUACUGGUGGAAGAACUGUAAGAUGAUGAUCAUGAUGGGAGUGAUUUGUGCCAUUGUGGUGGUGGUGAUUGUAAGUAAGUACUGAAAAGCCCAGGAUCACAGGUGAAGAAGCCCUAACUCCAGAGUACUUUUAAAACUUUUGGUUUUUUGGGUUUAUGAUCUGGAGGGUUUUGUUUGCAUAAGUGGUAACUUCUUUCCUUGGAAAAGGGAAGUGAUAGUGUUGGAACUCCCACAGUUACUGUGGAAAUAGUAUGCUCUAUAGAGCAAGGAAAGGAAGUGGGGGUGGUCAUCAAUGUAGAAAUGAGACAGCUUUAUUACCAGGUCAAAUAAAACUGUAAAUAUGAGGGGUAGGUACCUUGAAGUGGGUGGGUUUGCAAGUCUGUUUCCUCGUGGGGGAUUUGGAGGUCUCUGGGGGACCUUUGGUGUAACUUGCCCUUCUGUUCUUUCCUUUUUUUUCCCUCUUGCUUUGUGUCCAGUCUACUUUUUUACUUGAAUGUAGCCCAUUCAGUCUGCAACCUGCUAUCCCCUGUCACCUUGCCUGUCUCUUCUUGCCUCUGAAUCUUCCCUUCCACCUAGCUUCUUCAUUGAUUACUUUAUUGGUUCUGAUUUGUUGUCUUUUCUAAGAUUAUGAAGUGCUCUACUGAUCAUGGGUUAGACUUCCCAACAGCUGCAGCUUAAGAGAGGGUCAUCUGAGCUGAGAGGAAUAGGAAGCAGAAGAGGAGUGGGUGGCUAUUAUCUUGCUCUUCUGCAGGGAAUUUGUGGCUUAUUUUGGGGUGUAAGCUUGUUCAGUUAGUGCCUGUGUGAACUCUAGCAAAUAAAGAAUGCCUUAAUGUAGUGCCUUUGGGGAUGCAGGACUUCAUCAUGUGAGAUGCUUGUGCUCUGCAUAAAGAGUGGCAACAUGAUGUAUGCUUUUAAUUGAUGAAAUAAAGGCUAGUUUAUGCUGGUCAGUGACUAUGAUCCAUCUGACUGAGCUAGACAGUCAUCUAGAUUUCUCUAAUCAUGCAGGGAUGAGCACUCAAGGAAGUGAUUUAUUCUGCCUGUUAUAAUAAGUUGACUUGCUCUUUGAAUGUGGACAUUUCAGUUGUAAUAAAAGGGAGCCGACGUGAUUACCUUAGUGAAGUGCAACAAAUUUAUGUUGAUUGAAAGGAGUUUUAUCGCUGUCUAAAGGGUCUGUGUGGGCAUAAAAUCUACUGCCAGAAGGAAUAAAUUGCCAACAGCGCAAGGAGUGUGGUGGGUGUACGUGCAUCAAAUAUUCCUUUCAUCUAUGCAGACACAAGCCAGGACCUUACAGCUUUCUACAGUCUUGCAUCUUUCUGGAAGAUGUUGGAGUUAGUAGCAGAAAAGAGAAUGGAGUUUGCUUUCCAGUGUUACCAUGUUGAAUGGCAAAGGAAGUCCACUACAUAGUAGAUGAAGGUGAAGGAAAUUGGAUGUUCUUCACAUUAGACUGAGUCACACAGGUUUUUAAGAAUACCUGUUCUGCUUCUCCGACCAUGAAAGCCCUAACUUUUAGCAGGAGUUAGGAAUUCAAAGGGAAAUGCUGCUCUGGCAUGGAUAUUGCAAAGUGACAUUAGUUGCCCCAGUUUGGCAGCAUAGAUCUCUAGAUAAAACUGAAAUCUUCCUACUUGCUAUGGGUUCUCUUGAGCUUAGAUUUGGAGUGGUCUCUGCUGUAAAUAAACUUACAGUGUGGAAUGCCAUGGUUUUCUGUAAGCAAUCUCCUAUGCUUUCAGAAAGAGCAGGAGCUGUGAAUUGCUCAAAUAUGUUGUCAAACCAGAGGUUAAAUGAGCUGUCCUGUUCCACAGUUUCUGCAGUUUUUUGAGGAGUGUAUUUUUUUUUUUUUUACAAGCUGAGCUGUAGCCCAUAAUCUGGACUGUAAAGAGGACAGCUCUUUAGUUGAGGAAGCUCUACCUCAGGCACAGAGUUCUGUCUAGGCUUAGGAGGACGUAGGGGAAAACAUCACUGGCAUUCUGGGGUGGAAGUACAAAAGAUGGGAGGGGCAGAUGCAUUUUGUUGCACUGAGUAUGCUGGAGAAGCCCCUUUCCUCCUCACAGAUUGUCUGGGAAGGGGCUAGGUUUUGCACGCUCACUUCCAUGCCCCAGCAUUUCAUUUGCGCUGAGUUCAUCUCCCUGCAAUUCCAUCCCUCUCCACCUUGGGUGAGGGCAGAGUUGAAGAUCUGCAGUGAAGCAGCCCUCGUCCCCUGAGCACUUCCCUAAUUCCCUGUGGAACUGAGAUGUGAUGGACGGUCAGAAGUGCAUCUGCUGAAGAGGAGCCAGGGUCUGCUUUGUACUACUUACGGCUAUCAUUCUAGGGGGUGGGCAUACAAGCUUGAGGCCCCCAGACCAGCAAUUCUCUUGAACUUUUCAAAACAAAGCCGUUGGUGCCCCAUUCCUCCUAUUCCUCUGGGGACUAAGGUCCCCUUAGGCUGUCUCUUCCAUUUUUUUUCUCUUGGAUGUUGUAUGUUGCUGUCUCUUCUGCUACCUUUCCCCUCCUUUGUGUCUCUAUGCAUGGG